Messenger RNA from Colletes gigas, 6062 nucleotides. RefSeq names its product nucleoporin Nup188 (gene Nup188). The transcript is spliced from 5 exons. Gene Ontology annotation, molecular function: structural constituent of nuclear pore. Lineage: Eukaryota; Metazoa; Arthropoda; Insecta; Hymenoptera; Colletidae. Gene Ontology annotation, cellular component: nuclear pore inner ring. The record is from RefSeq and is a predicted model, not a curated record. The coding region runs from base 104 to 5809 and encodes 1901 amino acids. Gene Ontology annotation, biological process: protein import into nucleus; RNA export from nucleus.
GUAAUGUUUAAAUGCAGUUCCAUUAGAGUUUAAGAUAUUUUAAUUAUCUCGUAAGAGAAUCAUAGUAUAUUUCUUAUUAUUAAGAUAAAUCAAUGUACGUGAAAUGGAAGCACCCGCUGUAGAAAGUCUGCCUUACUGUAAGGAAUUGUGGUUCUUAAUAUCGGAUACGGUAUGCCGGUGCGAGAGACAGCUCGUCGAAGAUGAAAUUAAAAAGGAAACAAAACUCCUCAAGGAAGGUCUUCUAUAUUUUAAACCGUACACAGAAGCGUCGCUGCAAAAUAUACCCAAGAACGAUCCUUCGCCUCGAAUGUACGAACUAAUUAGUAAACUUGCUCCUCUUCUGAAUCUGGACGCUACGAUUACGUGGGACCUAGUUUGUAAUUUCAUAAAGUACGAAUAUCGCAAUUGCACAGAAACGUUCGCGUCUCAGCUUGUGGAUUAUACUUCCAUGAAAGUGUUGAUCAACGAUAUAUGGAACUUUUACUAUUCCGAAAGAAUGACCCUGAUAAAAUGCCUAAAACUUAUGGUCGAAUAUAAAGACAACGAACACCGUUACCAAAAGGAAUUCGCCAAGUUUUUCGAUAGCGUUCUAUUCGGAACGUUGUUGGAAUCCAUUCAGAAACAAAUAGAAACAUUGAAGACGGUGAACCCACCUGUUAGAUCCCAACUAUGUACGGAGGAGUAUUUGCACAGGUUAUAUAACAGCAGCCUUGUUGAAAUGCGAGAAUUACUUCACAUAUUAACGGUCAUCAUUCAUGAUAUACAUAUUGCGGACAGCGAAUUUUUGAAAUUUUACGAAAGCAUCGGGGGGGAACCAAGGCGCUUGGCAAGCACAAAAAGUCACGAGGACAAGAAAGCAAUUGCAAAGAAAAUCAAAGAAAUACAGCACAGUCAAGCGGCUCUAUUUUUGGUAGCAUUGGACGUCAGAAAACAUGUCGACAUGGAAGAUUGGAUACGAAGCGUUAGAAACAGCAUGCAAGAAACCUUCGAGCACAAAUGCAUCCGCGACAGUUACCCGCAAGACAGCCCACUGUUUCUGUCGUGGAUGUUGGCAAAUUACGCCAUCGAUCCGGAAAAUAUGGACACGUUAAACCGAUUCAAACCGUUCGGUAUCAAAGCCAUACAACUCAACGUCUUCCAUUACUUGCAGGAUUUAAUGAACACCGAAAUGAUCUGCGAAAAGACUCAUUACGCGGAAGUCGUGCACAGCAGCGUGUACAACCUCCUUACCUUGGUGUGUGCGUUCGUGGACGAAGAAAAACUCAGCGUACUGAACGGUAUCUUCGAUGCUGUUGCCGCCACGAUUCAGUUCCCCAAAACGGCGGCGCGAUUUUGGGAGGAACGGGACGACGGUUUAUGGUUGAUCUACAAGUUCGCGGCUGAACAAUUCCCGUACGAAUUCGAGCCACUGACGAACAUUGCGAUCGGUUUGGCGAGCGCGUCUGAAGCGAGUGCUGAAAAAAUCGCGGCGGAGCUGGACAAUCUCCAGUCGCUGACGCUGGAGGUACCGCGACAGAGGGACCACAAUAAACCCUUCAAACCGUACGAGCAAGAGUGUAUGAUCCAUAAAAACUCGUACGCGAUAGCUGAAGAUUCUCUGCGCGAGAAUAUACGCAUGUCCAGCGACCGCGAGGUGGUGAUAUUUCGGCAGAAAGCGUGCUACUGGGACGCCUUGCACUACAAGAUAGAGCAGCUCUUCUCUCAAGCUGGAGGUGGGAUCACGAAUAUCAGCGAGAUGACCAAAAACUUGCCCGAGAUCGUAUCGCAAGGGUUGAAGUUACUGAAAACUCUAGCCAAAUAUAUAGGGAUACCUCAAAGUAUGGUCAUACCAACGGAGCUAAGCUUCGAGAUCAUCAACAGAUUCUCCUAUCCAGUAUUACCCGAGGACAAGAUGUACAUAUACAAAAUCGUUGCAGCGUGCAUCAGUAUUUCAUCCGAGCUCGUUCUAGAGUAUCCUGAAGAGAUACUCUCAAGGAUGCGCGCAGGCGUUUAUCCAAGGUUCAACAACCGUUACCAGAAGACGUUGGACUUCGCGGAAGCCGUUUCGUUCGACGGCGGUAUAAUCGCGUCCUGGCUGUCCUCCAUCGAAACGAUCGCCCAUUCCUAUCCAAUUUUGAACGCGUACUUGGAUAUCCUGUCGAAGUACUUGAUCAGGAAGUACAACGAGGAAGCUUUGUACACGGUUGAGAUUCCAGGAAUGGUGUUCUUGUUGCAAGGUGUUCUGCCUAAAUUGGAUUCUUGGUACUUCGAUUCGGACGCGGAGAGGACCGAUCUAUGGUUGAAGAGCAUGUUCUGUCUUCACAGAGCUCUCGAGUCUAGUCUACCGAAAGAAGACAUACGGAAUGAAUUGCAGCUGGUGGUCGCGUAUAGUUUAUUGUAUCUGGAGCCAAGGCACGCGUUGCUGAAGCUGAUCCGCACGGGUGAACGUACACUGCACAAUAAAAUGAUGGCUGAAACUGAUUGGAUCCGCGGUAAAGGGUUCAAGGCGAUCAAGAGUGUACAGCUGGCUCUAUCUGUGGUGAAUAGAUUGCUGAUCUUCAGGAAAUCAUUGGGACUGGAGACAGGAGACAGAUCUCCGUUGGAAGCUGCCUUGUAUUCUUCGCCUCGUGUGCCCAAUGGUCUCUUAAUAGUGCCCACGAUCGUUAACUAUCUCUAUGUCUGGUUCAGUCCACCGUUGCAAGCCAUGGCUGUCAGGCUGCUGAAGAAGUUUGCUGAAGGAUCUUCCAUGUCUCUCCUCGUCUGCAUGGGCAUGGACGGUACAGCUAUCAGAGAAACCUUCGCGUCCCGUAGAGGACUCAUGUCGCCAACUUGCGUGGCGGAUGUUAAAGUCGCCAUCCUCGAGUUGGUCGCUGUUUGCCUGGAGAAGCAACCAGGCCUGACGGAGGCUCUCUUCAACAUCGUGCACCCGGCAGAAUGCAAACGGAUCUUCCCUAGAUCGGUCGAGGAGUUCUUCACGGAAGGGUGCAGACAGUUCUUGGUGAAAUACUUGAACCGGAUUUACGAGAAGGGGGACAUCGUGUGCGACAAGUUGUAUAAUAGCACGAUGGCGUUGCUGAGAGCGAUGUGGUACCACAGGAACGAAAUUCUAGUCAAUUUCUUUCGCAAACGAGAGAAGUUCUGGACUCAUUUGUUUGCACCUCUUUUCAGAGAUCUAGUGCCGGGCGCUAAGGGUUACUCUCACCUGUUAGACAUAAUCACCCUGGAGCUGUUCAAGAGUUCCGUGCUGGAAGACGACUUCUCCAUGAACCUGAGAAAAUUUCUGGACAAGUCGAAAGAUUAUUGGAAGAAGCUGGCGAUCUACAUACUGGAGGAUGUGCAUUCCGAAGGCGACAGGUCGUUGAAUUACGAGAAACAGGACACUAGUAUCCUGCAUUCCCAGUACGAAAGUAAUCUGGAAUCCUGGUACAAUUUCAUCGUCACGCUGACCGAUGAAAGGAUCGCGACCAACUAUCCGGUGAACGUGAUCCAGGCGCAGCUGAUAACGCAGCACUCUCUAGGCUCGCUGUUGGAACGGGUGAAACAGUCCCACGACCUUGGUAGCAGAAAGAUCACGAUGUUGCUAGCGUCUCUGUCCCUGCGUUGCAUCACCUCUUGGAAGCAGAUAUGCGUAGACGACUCGAGGAUCUUCAAGACAGGCUUGACGCAGCUGAUGCAGGAGAUCGGCCAGGCCUACCGCAGCUACGGGAAGUCGUUGCGUCAGACGCUGAUGUCUUUGCUCCUUGGUUGCGUGCAGUGCGUGAAGAAGACGUUGCGCGAGGACGCAACGAGCCUCGAGUACCUUCUGGCGCACUCCUGCACAAUCGCAGCCAGCGAGUUGGAGCAACUGAGGGAGGCAGCCGUUCAGUUCGAGAAACGGAAGCAACAGCAGCCGAUAGAACGCACGGUGGACGAGAAGGGGACGAUCGGUAGCGUGACGGCCCAGAAGAACGCCGAUGAGAUGAACGCGGAGACCCUCCGUGGAAUUCGCGAGAGUUUGCCCGCCACUUUGGCUGUCUGCAUGGUCACGCAACUGUUGCGGUCCUACGUGGAGCGCAGCUCGCUGUCGAAGCAGCAGCGCAAGUCAGGAUGCGUGCAGCUACGGCAAAUGAUACCCGAGCUGAUGGCCUGCAUCGGCAUCACCUUGCAGAAGUAUCCUUAUCUGAGAUUCAGCACAGCGGCGCUCAACCUGCUCAACCUGAUCGUCCGUUCCCCGUACACCCUCCACCCUAUCAACGAGAACGACAUUGCAAAGCUGUGGCUGAGCCUGAUUCCACCCGCUGACAUCGGCAACAGCAUGCUGGACUCCUUGUACGACGACUGCACCAACGGGAAGUGGCGUUGCCAGGAUUGGUGGCCGCUCUACACCCUAGGUUUGGAGUUCCUCACUGGAUUAGUGACCAGAGAAACACCCACAGUCUAUAUAAAAUCUAUUGUCAUGUUUCUUGACUCCCACGAGCACCAGUUGAUGGUCGCGUCGACGUUGCUCAGACACACUGCGGACCUUUUAGCUGCUGAUCUGGUACAAUCCUUGGUUGCGCUCAUCAACAUCAUGGCCACGCUGCCGUACGUUUGGAACUCGAUACAGAAGAGCAUAUGCGAGACACUGAUCAAGUGCAUGUACCUGGCGUACGACAACACCGUGAACCUGCUGCUGCGCCCGCGGAUCCUCAAGUUCAUCAUCGACGGUAUCAGCAUGGAGAGCGCGGAGGAGCUCGAGUCCUGCGACAAACGUUCACCGAGCGACGAGCUGAAGCUGCUGGUGAACAAGCUGAUCAUCAUAAACACGACCUGCGCGCUCAGUUUCGUUUACUUCUCGCCCAGACUGAACACCCUGGUGGACACUAUAUACACCCAGGACUUCUGGUACACCCCCAUGGCGGAGAUGAACUUUGGACCGCCACAGAUGAGCAUAAUCUCCGGUCCACGGUUGACGUACGGCACCAUCAUCAGCUCCACGCAGCUGUUCACGCAGGCUCUUCACUCCAGGUCUCAGCCAGUGAGCUCCUCGUCGGUGUCCUUCGUUGGCCAGAACGACAAGACGGAUUCCGCCAAGAGGGAAUGGGAACACGCCACUCCUGAAGACAGAAGGAUGCACACGAGCAAGGAUCUCAGGAGGAUGAUCCACGCCGCUUCCGGCUCGGCUUCUAGGUCCUCCAACGUGGCUGGGGACUUUCUUGCGUACGUCAGCGGCCUGGACGUGACUGUGCCGCUGUUGAGCAGCCCCAGGUUGGUCAGAAGGCCUUACGAUCCUCUCAUUUGCGAGAACACUAUACUGUCCAGAGCAACAGCCUUGACCAGUGGUAGACACGUCACCAAAGGAGGUGGAUCGAUCACUGGGAAAAGCGGCAGCAGCCCUGUUAUUACCAAAUAUCAGAAGUUCAGCGAUCCUUGGUUCGAAUCUAUGGACGAGAACAACACGAGGCUGGCGCUUGAAAUCAAUCUCGUGUUGAUAUUGUGCCAAGCCCUAGAGGGCGUCAGGAGCCCGAGGAUCGCUCUCAGAGACCGUCAGCUGAUAGCGCGGGAAACGAUCACGGAACUGGGAGUUUUCUUCGAUUUCCUCGAGCACCGAGGCACGCCUGACAACUGGCCAGUGAAAGGAUCGUUGAUCAGCGCGGAUACAAAGAGCGUCAGGACGAUAGAUCAGUCGGUCGAUCCCAGUUACAAUAUUUUACCAGCCAGAUUGAAAGAAUCGCACAGAGAGGCACUCGAGGAGGACAUUUUCACUACCGGACGGUUCACGACCAACGUCAGCAGCGUACAAUUUCUACCGCUGAUGGGCAAGCUGCUGAAGGCUGUCGUGGAGUCCUUGGACUUGAUACAGUAUCGAUAGCGACGGUUACAAAAUAGGACGAAUUACGUGUUAAAUUAACACUUUACCGACCGGUAGCGGUUGAUUAAUCGGCUAUCGGUCGGUAAGCGUUGGUCGGUAAAGAAGUUGAUUAAUAGGCUAUCGGUCGGUAAUGUGUUAAGAAUAAACGAAAGGAGAAAUUUGGCAGUGUACAAAAGAAACAAAGUUUUUUUAUAAUUAUUCGGUGUACGUUGGAAUUCGUAAUAAAGUAACGAUUUUUAUUAUAACCUUCUUG